GAUUCCGAACGGCGGAGCGGGAGGUGCUCACCGGGCAGCAUGCCCAGGGUAACGCUGAACGGCAUCACGGUGGACUUCCCCUUCCAGCCCUAUGCCUGCCAGGAGGCGUACAUGGCCAAGGUGCUGGAGUGCCUGCAGAAGAAGGUAAAUGGCAUUUUGGAGAGCCCCACAGGCACAGGGAAAACCCUCUGCCUGCUGUGUUCCACUCUGGCGUGGCGGGAACACUUUAAGGAUGCCAUCUCAGCCCGCAAGAUUGCGCAGCGACUGACUGGGGUGGAACUCUUCCCAGAGAGAUCCCUGGCAUCCUGGGGCAACGCUGACACCGAUGGUGAUAUUCCAAUUUAUUACACUGACAUCCCUAAAAUAAUUUAUGCCUCCAGAACUCACUCACAACUUACACAGGUCAUUAAUGAGUUAAAGAACACAGUCUACAGGCCCAGGAUCUGUGUUUUGGGUUCCAGAGAUCAGCUUUGCAUUCAUCCUGAAGUGAAGCGACAAGAGAGCAACCACAUGCAGAUCUACAUGUGCCGGAAAAAAGUGAUGGCUCGUGCUUGUCAUUUCUAUAACAAUGUGGAAGAAAAGAGUUCAGAGAAAGAGCUGAUGAACUCAAUCAUGGAUAUCGAAGACUUGGUUAAAAGUGGAAACAAGCACAGAGCUUGUCCUUAUUAUCUGUCUCGAAGCCUGAAGCAGCAAGCAGAUAUUAUUUUUAUGCCUUACAACUAUUUGCUAGACUCAAAGAGCCGCAGAGCGCACAACUUGGACCUGAAGGGGACAGUGGUAAUACUUGACGAAGCUCACAAUGUGGAGAAGUUGUGUGAGGAGGCAUCUUCUUUUGACUUGACACCCUAUGAUUUGGCUUCGGCAAUAGAUGCUGUGAAUGUCGUACUGGAAGAACAAGCCAAAGUGGUUCAUCAGAAUGAAAUAAAUGCUGAGUUCAAUAUGGAGUUGGCCUGUUCAGGACUGAACAUGGAACUUGAAGAUAUAGCAAAGAUAAAGAAAAUUCUCCUUCAGCUCGAAAGUGCCAUUGAUGCAGUGGAGCUGCCACCGAAUGAUAGUGGAGUCACUAAAGAGGGAAGCUACAUCUUUGAUCUGUUUGCAGAGGCCCAAAUAACAUUCCAGACCAAAUCCUCACUCCUUGAUUCACUGGAGCAGAUUUUACAGUAUCUUUCAGGCCGUCCUGGGAUAUUUGUCAAUACAUCUGGGUUGCAUAAGCUCUCGGAUAUUAUCCAGACUGUAUUCAACAUCGAUCCUCCAGAAGGUGCAACAGAUUUCAGGCCACAUCAGUCGAUAUCUAAAUAUUAUAAGGUACAUAUUCAUCUGGAUGACAGCAAUCAGAAGAAGAAACAAAGGACAGAUCUCUGGAAUUCAUCAUCUACAAAAAAAGAAAAGACCUUAAGCUACUGGUGUUUCAGCCCUGGCUACAGCAUGCAUGAGCUUGUUCGACAAGGAGUCAGGACAAUUAUCCUUACUAGUGGGACACUCUCCCCCCUCUCAUCAUUUACAAUGGAAAUGCAGAUCCCUUUUCCUGUUCGCUUGGAGAAUCCUCAUGUUAUCGAUAAACACCAGCUCUGGGUUGGGAUCAUUUCUAAGGGACCUGAUGGAACUGUGCUGACUUCUACCUAUGAAAGAAGGUUUUCAGAGGAUUAUUUAUCUUCUCUGGGGAAAACAGUUGGUAACCUUGUGCGAGUUGUACCAGAUGGACUGUUGGUGUUCUUCCCAUCGUAUCCUGUCAUGGAUAAGAGCCUGGAAUAUUGGAGAGAGCAUGAUUUUGCUAACAGAAUAGAAGAAGUGAAGCCAAUGUUUGUGGAGCCCAGGAACAAAGGGAGCUUUUCAGAGGUAAUAGAUGCCUACUAUAAUAAAGUUGUCUGUCCGAAGUCCAGUGGGGCUGCUUUUUUGGCAGUAUGUCGGGGGAAGGCCAGCGAGGGCUUGGAUUUUGCAGACAGAAAUGGCCGAGGAGUCAUCAUUACCGGGCUCCCAUUUCCUCCUCGUAUGGAGCCCAGGGUCGUUUUGAAGAUGCAGUUCCUGGAUGAGAUGAGAAGAAGUGGGGCAGGUUCACAGUAUCUAUCUGGGCGGGAGUGGUACAAUCAGCAAGCUUCCCGGGCUGUUAACCAGGCUAUUGGCAGGGUCAUCAGACAUCGCCAGGACUACGGUGCUAUCUUCCUUUGUGACCAAAGGUUCUCAACUGGUAAUGUGAGAGGCAAGCUGCCUUCGUGGGUCCGCCCCUAUGUGAAUGUCUAUGAUAACUUUGGGCAUGCAGUCAGAAGUGUCUCCAUCUUCUACCGUGUUGCUCAAGAAGUUAUGCCCCCACCCCUGCCACAAGGCCCUUCUGGCUCUGAUGGUUCCCAAAGUGAAAGCGAUGCGGCACCAUCUACUUCAUCUGACCAGAUCCUCUGCCUGAAAAAAGCCAAAAACUUGGACGACCAUGUUCCCAGUUUGAAGAGGAAAAGAAAAGUAAGUGGAGAUGGAGCAUCCAGCCUGUGCAUGGAAUAUGAACAAGAGCUCGUCUCACCCAGAAGACCACGUAUCGGGCUCUUGGAUGCGUUGGAGCGCAGCGAGAAGAGCAGUGAAGGUACCGAGGAGGAGAGUGACUUGUCAGGAGAGGAAAAGGCACAGCGUCUGUCAACACUUUCCCUUCAGUAUGAGAAGAGGUUGGCAGAUGAGCAGAAAGGAGGAAGGAAGAAGAUAAAGCUAGUCAGCAAUACACAAGCUGGAAAGAAACCCAACCCGACAGAUCCAAAGAGGGCCCGAGCAGCAUCAUACAUGACAACAGUGAAGAAGACCCUAAGCCAAGAGAACUAUAAGCUCUUCUCUAAAGCCCUUCAGGACUACAAGAUGACAAAUGACUUCCCUGCUAUGUUAUCUCACAUGAGUGCUCUCUUUAUAGAGGAUGAAGAAAAGCAUGUCUUGUUACGAGAAUUUUACCAAUUUAUUCGACCUCAACAUAAGAAACAGUUUGAUGAAGCAUGUUACAAUCUGACUGGAGAGGGCUGUGGCUACAAACCUGAGCACAGCCUCCCGUGGGAAGAGCAAGAGAUCCUGGCCAAGAAAAUAGCAGAAGAACAACAGAGUCAGCAGAAAACUGCCUUCUCAAAGGACUCGUGUGCUGAGCUAAACACUGAGCUCCACCUGAACCAGGGAGGCUUCCACUUGACAACAGGACUGGAUAGUGCAGGGCAUGAUGCUGGUCAAGCUCCAAGGGAAGACACUGCAGAAGCUUCGAGCUCUAUGAGAGAUCACUACAAGGUCCUCAAGACCACCUACCUCAACGAAAUGAGAACAGCUCUGGGGGAAAACAUUUACAGCUAUUUCCAUGAUGCUCUGCUAGUUUACAAGAAGACAGAUAGAUAUGAUGUUAUGAUAGUGGUGUUAGCAACCCUCGCUGUUGAGAGGCCAGAACACGUUGAUCUCCUGCAAAGAUUUCACAUGUUUGCACGUCCUCAUCACAAAGAGAUUUUCGAAGAGCUGUGUGAGAAUUUGCCUCGAAUGGCCCGUUGUAAGAGAGAAAACCAAGAGCAGCAGCAGGCGUGGGGUGGAGUGAGUCUGGAGGGCUGGUGCACUGGAGAAGGAAGCAGCCACAUGCAAGAUGCAGGCACUUCUGAGGCGCCGGAGAAAAUUCAGAGGAAGAUUUCCUCCUACUUUAACCAGAAAAGCCAACUUGAACUGUCAAAGACCAAAGUAUCAGAAGAAACCGUUAACGUGAGAGCACCCACAGACUCUGGAGUCAUGCCUAUCUUUCCCCAAGACAUGGAGCCAGAAAAUGGGAGAUACUUCUGCUCCAACUGCAAAUCUGAGGAUGAUGUGCCUUUUAAAUGUCCAUUAUGUGACUUCACUUGCUGCAAAACAUGCUGGGAGCAGUUCUUAAAGAUGGCAAAGAAGUGCCCAGGGUGCCACAGUGAUGUGAAGAGGCAGCGAUUGCUCCAAGCUUUCUUCUGGUUAUAACCACCUUGACAGAAAGAGCAAGUACUUGGUAUCAGCAAAGAGAAAUCACUGCGCUCAGGCUCUCCAGCUGCACAGAAGCCAGAGGAAGGUUCAUUUAAAUCUCUCUGGUCCUUGGCUCUGCAUUACAUGCUGUGCACCAACAUGUACCCUUUCUUCCCGCAAAGGUGAUGAAGUCUGAAAGGUCCCUCUCCACAACCACUGGCAGGAGACAAAGCAGAACAUUGUCCUCUGUGGAGCAAAGAAGGUUAAUUUCUUACUUAUUUCAGCUUGUAAAUGCUACUGUGGCCGUGCUUAAGCUGAAGUUUUAUGCCCUGGAGGUGGCUGUUAUUCGUGGGCCCUGCAGGUAAUCCCAGAUCCUGGAAAAACCCUGAACCAUUCCACUGUGGUGGAAUGGAGCUGGCACACGAGGAGGCCAGACUACCCAUUUACCACACUGGCGUUCCUGGAAGAAGUGAUUCGCGUUCACCAUUUGGGGUUUGGCAGUAGCUGUUGUCUCACUUAGCAGAAGAUACUGAAGGGGUGAUUGUUUUACACACAAUCCAGUGUUGGAUAAUGAACAGAAACACUCCCCUGCAUGUGCUGUGCCCCCGCAAAGCCCAAACUCCUUCCACCAUGCUGGGAGUUCUGCAACGUGCUUCUGAAGAGGCUUUAUUUCCUGCUCAGAGCUGAUAUUUCCAUUGUGCUGUGUUAUCUGAUGCUUAAUUCCCAAGAAAAAAAAGGAACAAAUUGAUUUCAAACGUUCAAGUAAAUCAAGUUAGAUGGGUUCAAAAAGAUCCUUAAAGAGUUCCUCUCUCUAUGAGUAGUGGGUACAAGGAGUUAACCUGAAAAAUUGUAUCACUUUUAAAUCUUCAGUAGCUGCUGUAAAUUAAACUCUAAAUAUACCAUUUUUGUUUUAAUUGGGUUUUGUUUGAUUUAAA
Molecule: messenger RNA, 4856 nt
Organism: Strigops habroptila (Kakapo)
Lineage: Eukaryota; Metazoa; Chordata; Aves; Psittaciformes; Psittacidae
Gene: RTEL1
Product: regulator of telomere elongation helicase 1
Exons: 36
Coding region: 40-3939 (1299 amino acids)
Biological process (GO): negative regulation of DNA recombination; telomeric loop disassembly; negative regulation of t-circle formation
Cellular component (GO): nucleus
Molecular function (GO): ATP binding; hydrolase activity, acting on acid anhydrides, in phosphorus-containing anhydrides; DNA polymerase binding
Source: RefSeq, a predicted model, not a curated record